Lolium rigidum is the source of this 1251-nucleotide messenger RNA. RefSeq names its product probable N-acetyltransferase HLS1. Lineage: Eukaryota; Viridiplantae; Streptophyta; Magnoliopsida; Poales; Poaceae. The record is from RefSeq and is a predicted model, not a curated record. The transcript is spliced from 3 exons. Bases 1 to 1251 code for a protein of 416 amino acids. Gene Ontology annotation, molecular function: acyltransferase activity, transferring groups other than amino-acyl groups.
AUGGCGAUACGUGUUAGGGAGUUCAACAUGGAGAGGGACUUGCCGGCGGUCGAGGAUCUUGAGCGCCGGUGCCAGGUCGGCCUCUCCGGCGACCAGGCGAACCCUGAGGAGGCGUCGACCGUCGAUGCCGAUGGCGGCGGAGCCAAAAAGUGGAGGAAGGGGAGGAAGAAGAAGACGGCGAAGAAGCAAGGGAUGUCGCUCUACGUGGAGCAGAUCGGCGACCCGUUCGCCAGGGUGCGCCACUCGCCCGACUAUGUCAUCCUGGUAGCCGAGCAUGGAGAGGAAGGAGGAGAGGUGGUGGGAGUGAUCAAGGCGUGCGUCAGGACGGUGAGCCGAGGGAAGAAGAAGCAGUUCGCCAAGGUGGCCUGCCUCCUCGGCCUCAGGGUCUCCCCGUCUCACAGGCGGCUCGGCAUCGCAACGGAGCUGGUGCGGCGCGCCGAGGCGUGGUGCGAGGCGAGGGGCGCGGCCCACGCGACCAUGGCGACCACAGCAUCCAACUCCGCCUCGCUGGAGCUCUUCACCGGCCGCUUCGGGUACGCGCCGUUCCGGCGGCCGGUGUUCCUCGGCCACCCGGUGCACCGGCACCGCGCGCGCGUCCCCAGCGCGCACCACGUGCUGCAGCUGCCGCCGCAGCUCGCGGCCGCUGCCUACGCCUCCCUGCUCUCGCCGGCCGAGUUCGUUCCCACCGACCUCCCCGCGCUGCUCGCCCACAAGCUCACCCUCGGCACCUACCUCGCCGUCGAGCGCGACCCGGACCCGACCCUCCCGCCGUCCUUCGCGCUGCUCAGCGUCUGGGACGCCACGCGCUCACUACGCCUCCGCGUCGGCGGCGUCGCGCCGCUCCUCCGCGCGUCCCUCGCCGCGGCGCGCGCGCUCGACCGGCACGCGCCCUGGCUACGCGUCCCGUCCCUCCCGGACGUGUUCCGCCCGUUCGGCACGUACCUCCUCUACGGCCUCCGCAUGUCCGGCCCCGAGGGCCCCGCGCUGCUCCGCUCGCUGUGCCGACACGCGCACAACGUCGCGCGCAACAACCCUGCCUGCGCCGUCGUGGCCGCCGACCUCGGGCCUGACGACCCCGCAGCCGCUGCCGUACCGCACUGGCAGAGCUUCUCCUGCGACGAGGACGUCUGGUGCGUCAAGAAGCUCGGCUCCACCGCUGACAGCACUGGCAAUGCUGGCGACGACGACGAAGACGACUGGACGACCUUGCCUCCGGCCGAAUUCCUGUUCGUGGAUCCCCGAGAGUUCUGA